AGCGGAUAACAUACAAAACUUUAUUAGCAAACACCAAACACGCCUCCUCCUAGCACAGUAUCGCGACGCACUAUGUGUCUAAUGUGAGUCCACACUUAUAGUUGAAUAUAAAACUUACCUGAACUGCGGGUCUCUGAUGUGUUUGUGAAAAAAACCCGACUCGUUUUUGACCCACUUCUCAUUCAGAGCUCACCUGUUCACCUGCAAAUGCCGAGAUGCUUCACCGUUCGUUGUGGUCCCGGUUGGGAGCUCAGCUGCUUGUGAAGAGGAAACCAGUCUUCUUCUAUGCCUCGGCCACUCUCCCGCAGUCUAUUCAACCACUCGACUAUGAAACCAAACCCGGGAGGACUCACUCAAACCGCUCUUUUCCUCUGAUAUUUUCAAGGACCUUCUUUUUAAGCGCUCAUCUCCAGCAGCGUGACCACAGAAGAGAUGUUCUGCCUGCUUCACGUGGGCUUAGCAGCACUUUGUUUACUGACCCUGGGAUGCUGACUAAAUGUAGGAGUGGACAGACACGUUUCUAUUCACCCAGUCUUGUGAAAUCUGUUUUAAAAACAACUUUAAAACCAGCAGUGGUGCCUGGAAAAAAGGCUCCCAAAGGACCAAGAACAAAACAACCCUCUCGAGCCAAUCAGCCUGCCCUGAAUGAUGACCAGGAUAUGAUGCAGUGUAUUGCCUACGCAACAGCAGAUCAGUAUCAUUUGCCGACACUUUGCCACGACUUGAUAAGCCACGACUUCCACGAGUUAGAUUUACCAAGAGAUGCUUCAAACGUGCUGGUGAUAAGCACAGAUAAGACUUGUAAACCAGAAGACGAGGCUUUGAUGUUCUUCUUCAGGGAAGGCUCAGUUGUUUUCUGGAACGUUGAGGAGAAAACGAUGAAACAGGUGAUGAGAUUAUUGGAACGGCAUGAGAUCCAGCCUUAUGAAGUGGCAUUAGUCCAUUGGGAAAAUGAGGAGAUUAACUACGCUGUGGUAGACGGCAACACAAAGCUUGAGCGCGGCAACAUCUUUCUGAGUGACAAGAUGGAUCAACCUGAGGCUGUUCUGGAGAAAUUUGCUUUUUCAAAUGCCCUGUGUUUGUCAGUGAAGCUGGCUAUAUGGGAGGUGUCAUUAGACAACUUUGUAGAGUCAAUUCAAUCUAUACCAGAGACGUUGAAGUCUGGCAAAAGAGUUAAGUUGUCCUCAGCAGAGGUCAUGAAGAAGAUAGGGGAGCUUUUUACGUUAAGACACUGUAUAAACCUCAGGUCUGACCUGCUCCUCACACCUGACUUCUACUGGGACAGAGAAAACCUGGAAAAGCUCUACGAUAAGACCUGCCAGUUUCUCAGCAUCAACCGCAGAGUCAACGUUGUAAAUGAGAAGCUUGAACAUUGUUCGCAGUUAACAGAUCUGAUGAGGAGCCACCUGAGUGAGAAGCACAGUCUGAGGUUGGAGUGGAUGAUAGUCAUACUCAUUACGAUAGAGGUCAUGUUUGAACUUGCAAAGAUGAUUUUCUAAACAGCUCCUGCAACAAUGCACACAUCUCUAAAAGGGAACUGAAAUGACAAAGACAGAAUGCUAAACAAAGGUACUUUGUGACAGAUAUAUAUGGCCGUUUUUGUCUGGGAGCAACUGAUAUCUGGAAACGGACAUCAACUGUUUUGGGUGUCUUUUAUUAAACAGUAAAAACAUUUAAACAACAUAACAAAUCUGUUUCCAGUUGUUUUAGUUUGUUGCUAGAUAUGGUGGCUUGUGCUUCUUUGUAGGAUUUGACUGUAUAAAUGCUGCUUUAUACUGCUGUAUAAAGACAAAGACCAUUAGAUUAUUGACAGUUUUUAAUCAUGUGACCAUAUUUUCAAACAGUAUCGUUUCUAAGUGUUGUCUUCUGUACCUAAUUGCUUUACCGUGUUCAUUUCAUUUUUUACACAAUGUUCAAAAAUAUAUCAGUCUUUUUCAAUAAAAAGUAAAUUGCUUUCCAAAGGACUGAGUUGGAAUGCGAGGGCCUGACAUGUGAUGUCAUUCAUGUGACUGUAAACCAAGCAGUAAAAAAAGAAAUCAACAGGCAGUAAUUUAUUCUAAAUCAUCCAAGUGAAAGAACUCCAACUGAAUGCUGUGAAAGAUGCAAUAAAGUCUUUGUUUUAAUUA
This is a messenger RNA of Labrus bergylta (ballan wrasse), 2126 nucleotides long. It is a transcript of the gene rmnd1, whose product is annotated as required for meiotic nuclear division 1 homolog. Lineage: Eukaryota; Metazoa; Chordata; Actinopteri; Labriformes; Labridae. Gene Ontology annotation, biological process: positive regulation of mitochondrial translation. The record is from RefSeq and is a predicted model, not a curated record.